AUGUCGGAGGGAUCUUACCAACGCCUCUGGGACUCUUCCCACGUGACCUUGCAAGAGCUACUGGACCAAGAGCAGCCCAUGCUCCAACCCGUGCCCACCCGGGAGUGGCAGUCCUUCCAGUACAGGCUCUCAUCGCUCUACCUGUACUACCUGGGGCUGCUGCGCGGGUUCGACACUCUCUAUGACCAGAUGGUGCAGCCGCAGAAGCGGCGGCUGCUGCGGCGCCUGCUGGACAGCGUGGCGGGCCGCGUGCUGGAGCUCAAGGAUGAGAUGGUGCGGGUAGACAUGUGCGAGUGGCACUGCCUGGACCACGUGCUGCGGGACCUCGGGCUCACCCCGGCUGACCUGGAGGUUCCAAUCCCCAAAUACUUCCGGCAGGAGCAGUCCAGCAUUCUGCAGGAGCGAGAGCUGAUGCUGGCAGAAAUCCUAUCCAGAAUGGAGCCAGUGUCCUUCCAGGAGGCAAUAAUGAGCCGAACUGAGGCCAUAAUCCUGCUGCAAACGGCCGAGCGGGCCAGACAAGGCAGACUCCGAGCCACCUUCAUUCGAGAGAUCCGAAGAGAGGAGGAGCGGGAUCGGAAGAUGAGGGAGAGCGGGUGGCACAGGUUAAAUCCGAACCAAGCAGCUAUCACCAUUCAGAAGGUGUGGAAAGGUUACCUACAGAGGAAACACACUCAGUAUGACCGGCAAACAGAGAUGGAAUUCAUCGGCAUGAUCCCCUUGCCUGGCCUAGUGGAGCACGCGUCCGUAGCCAACCUCAGGCAGGAUGUCAGGAGAUUCCGCCAGAUAGAGAAAGAGGAGGAGUUCCAGCUGGCCAUCUCGAAGACCCACGAUGCUCUCAGAGAGACCGAGGGGCCCGAUAUCAAGGAGAAAAUGAAGGAGCAAAUCCGACAGUGGUUUAUCGAGUGCCAUGCCCUUACUGGCCGAUUCCCUAAUUAUCCAGACGAGUCUUUAGGUGGAUCCAACCAGAUCUUCUCAGACAAGACUCCAGAACAGGUGAAAAUGGAACUGGAGAAUCCGGUCCAGGAGAGCACUAAAAAAGAAGACAAAAAUAAAGAAAAAGAAAAGGAGAAGAAGAAAGCGAAGGAAGACAAGACCAAGAAGAGUGAAGCAGAUACGAUGCUGAAAGCAUUGCCAUCCAAAUUUAUACCCCUGAUCAAUGCCGGACACGAGGAGUAUAAAACAUUAGAUCACAUGAUCACAAUUGCCCCUGAGGUGGACGAGCUGAUGCGUCAAGAGCUGAAGAACCUGCGCCUGGCUGUGGACCGGGAGGAGGAGAGACCCUUCAAGGCUCCGAAGAAAAAAAAUGUGAAAAAGAAAGCUGGGAAGAAGAAGAAGGAAAAAGAUCUGACCCCGAACAGGUCCCUGGCUUCUCUGUUUGAAGAGCUUGUUGUCUUUGGCCUUCUAAAGAAGUGCAAGGCAGUGUUAUUGAAGGACUUCGUCGGUGACUGCCUCUAUCUUGGAUCCACUCUGAGUCUGGCUCACAAGUUGCCCAUGCCUUCCCUGUUUGACGUUCGACAGAACAUGGCCUUGUACGGGGUCCUUCGGCUUGGCUCCCCUGAUAUACACUCCAUGGCUCCCCUCAUCCGCUCCAUCCUCCUGGUGGGCCCCUCCGGCGUGGGGAAGAAGAUGCUGGUCAAUGCCGUAUGCACAGAAACUGGUGCCAACCUGUUCGACCUGUCACCUGCCAACCUGCAGGGCAAAUACCCUGGCAAGGCCGGGGUGCAGAUGCUAGUGCACAUUGUCUUUAAGGUGGCUCGACUCCUACAGCCCUCAGUGAUCUGGAUUGGAAAUGCCGAGAAGAAUUUCUAUAAGAAGGUCCCAAAAGAGGAGAAGGAGAUGGACCCAAAGCGAAUAAAGAAGGACCUCACCAAGGCCCUGCGCCUGCUGAAUCCCGGAGACCGCGUCAUGCUGAUAGGGACCACUAACCAACCGCAGCUCGCCGAGAUGAAGGGGCUGCGCCGGACCUACGAACGGAUUCUCUUCAUGCCGCGGCCCGAUUACGCUUCUCGCUAUGUGCUCUGGAAGCACAUGCUGCACAUGGAGAAAAUCCAAGUGACCCAGACCCACCUGGACAUCAGUGCCCUGGCCAGGGUGUCCGAUGGCUACACACCUGGUCACAUUCUCCAAGCCAUCCGACUGGUGCUCACCGAGCGGCGGCUCCUCCAAUUGUCCAGGCGGCCCCUGAUGGCCUCAGAGUUCCUAGCUCAUCUGGCGAAGCUGGAGCCAGUGUACAGGGAGGAGGAGGCAUCCCUCAAGGUCUGGUACUUCAAGAUACCACUGGGCAUGAAGAAGAUAGAAUUUAACAAGGACCUGGAGGCUGAGGAAACCAGGCUCGCAAAGGAGAAGAAAAAACGGAAGUGA
Messenger RNA from Myotis lucifugus (little brown bat), 2361 nucleotides. RefSeq names its product IQ motif containing with AAA domain 1 like (gene DRC11L). The record is from RefSeq and is a predicted model, not a curated record. The transcript has 19 exons. NCBI's taxonomy places the organism in Eukaryota, Metazoa, Chordata, Mammalia, Chiroptera, Vespertilionidae. The coding region runs from base 1 to 2361 and encodes 786 amino acids. Gene Ontology annotation, molecular function: protein binding; ATP binding; ATP hydrolysis activity.